This is a messenger RNA of Neocloeon triangulifer, 709 nucleotides long. RefSeq names its product prefoldin subunit 4 (gene Pfdn4). The coding region runs from base 170 to 583 and encodes 137 amino acids. NCBI's taxonomy places the organism in Eukaryota, Metazoa, Arthropoda, Insecta, Ephemeroptera, Baetidae. The transcript has 2 exons. Gene Ontology annotation, biological process: protein folding. The record is from RefSeq and is a predicted model, not a curated record. Gene Ontology annotation, cellular component: cytoplasm; prefoldin complex.
GUGGCCCGAUGAUGAACAAGGCGGCUCUUGAAGGAUCGCCGAUUCGCUAAAAUGUGGACGAAGUGGGCGUGGCAGAAAGCAAGAAAGACUGGACGACUGAAAACCGUAUUCAAAACAAAUUUUCACGUGUGUGUCUUGUUCUUGACGUGUUUCGUGUCAGAAGUAGAUAAUGGCGUCGUCAAAGUCGACUGUCCGCGCGGACAGCGAGGUGCACAUCACUUUCGAGGAGCAGCAGAAAAUCAACAAAUUCGCACGGCUCAAUGCACGCCUCGAUGAACUGAAGGAAGAACUUUCGUCCACGAAAAACGAUAAGAAGAAUCUGGAGGAGGCAGUCGAGGCGGUAGACGAGGUUGAGCUCCUCGGUGAAGUUGAGGAGAUUGCUUACUCCAUGGGUGAUAUUUUCCUGCUGCAAAGUCCGGAGAGCACAAAGGACAUGCUUGCUGAGGCCAAGGAAAAGUUGGAGAACGACAUCGAGAAAAUCAAAGCUGGCAUGGAAAGCACAAAAGAACUAAUGAGUGAUUUGCGCACCCAGUUGUACGCCAAGUUUGGUGACAAUAUUAAUUUGGAGGCCGAUGACGACUAAUUCAUCAAUUUUUCUAAUUUAAAAAUUUUGUUUCAACUUAAUUCUCUUAAAAAAUGUUCUAAUUUCAAUGUUUAUCAAACUAUACUAAGUAUGUAAUUUGUUCAAUUAAAUUUAAUUCACCAUUUA